Molecule: messenger RNA, 2274 nt
Organism: Ustilaginoidea virens
Lineage: Eukaryota; Fungi; Ascomycota; Sordariomycetes; Hypocreales; Clavicipitaceae
Exons: 4
Coding region: 1-2274 (757 amino acids)
Biological process (GO): SCF-dependent proteasomal ubiquitin-dependent protein catabolic process
Cellular component (GO): SCF ubiquitin ligase complex
Molecular function (GO): protein binding
Source: RefSeq, a predicted model, not a curated record
AUGAUUCCCUCCUCCGCAGCUCCGUCAAGCACCGCAAACGCCAUGGCCAUGAGAGCUAGCUCGAAUCCAGAGGACCAAGACGACGACUCUCGCUCAUCGUCCUCCACCGCCUCCCCGGCUCCCGCCGACAAUGAAGAGUCGGACUUCUUCCUCGGCGCCAACGACUCCGAGUCCUCGCUGGGUGUUCCCAACAUCCAGGAUAUGCAAGUCCAAGACUCCUGCUGGCCACCUGUCAACCGACUCCCCAACGAGAUCCUCAUGAGCGUCUUCGCCAAGCUAGGCGCCACACCAGAUUUGUACCACUGCAUGCUCGUAUCCAAGCGAUGGGCCAGGAAUGCCGUCGACCUGCUGUGGCACCGUCCCGCUUGCACCAACUGGCAAAAUCACAGGAGCAUCUGCCAAACGCUCGGCCUCCAACACCCGUACUUUAGCUACCGCGAUUUCAUCAAGCGGCUGAACCUUGCUGCCCUCGCUGACAAGGUCAACGACGGAAGCAUCCUACCUCUGGCAGCUUGCACAAGAGUCGAGAGGCUGACUCUUACCAACUGCCGUGGUCUCACCGAUUCCGGCCUCAUUGCUCUCGUGAAUAACAGUCCGACGUUGCUGGCUCUGGAUAUCUCAAACGACAAGAACAUUACUGAGCAAUCUAUAAACGCCAUUGCUGAGAACUGCAACCGGCUGCAAGGCCUCAACAUUUCUGGCUGUGACGGCAUAUCGAAUGAGAGCAUGAUCAACCUCGCCCAAAACUGCAAGUACAUCAAAAGGCUCAAGCUCAACGAAUGUGCACAACUGCGGGAUAACGCAGUCAUGGCCUUUGCCCAACACUGUCCCAACAUUCUCGAAAUUGACUUGCACCAAUGUUCUCAGAUCGGAAAUGGCCCAGUCACAGCUUUGUUGUCCAAAGGAAACUGCCUGCGCGAACUGAGGCUUGCCAGCUGUGAGCUCAUUGACGACUUCGCGUUCUUGAGCCUCCCCGAAAAGAGAGUGUACGAUCACCUUCGCAUCCUCGAUUUGACCUCUUGCACGCGACUCACCGAUGCCGCCGUGGAGAGAAUCGUUGACGUGGCUCCCCGACUUCGAAACCUAGUUUUGGCAAAGUGCCGAAACAUCACGGAUGCCGCUGUUCAUGCCAUUUCCAAGCUUGGCAAGAACUUGCACUACGUGCAUUUGGGACACUGUGGCCACAUCACCGACGAAGGCGUCAAGAAGCUUGUGCACAGCUGCAGUCGGAUCCGUUAUAUUGACCUCGGCUGCUGCACGAACCUUACCGACGACUCGGUGAAGCGACUGGCCUUGCUACCCAAGCUGAAGAGAAUCGGUCUGGUGAAAUGCAGUUCCAUCACUGACGAGUCAGUUUUUGCCUUGGCAGAAGCCGCCAACCGUCCCAGAGUACGGAGAGAUGCGAGCGGCGUUUUUGUCGGGGGAGAAUAUUACACACCCAGCCUGGAACGUGUUCAUCUAAGCUACUGCGUGAACCUGACCCUGAAGAGUAUCAUGCGACUGUUGAAUUCUUGCCCGAGGCUCACCCAUUUGAGCUUGACGGGUGUCGCUGCCUUUCAAAGAGAUGAUUUUCAGGCGUAUUGUAGAGUUGCCCCAGCUGAGUUUACUCAACAUCAGAGGGAUGUCUUUUGCGUCUUUUCUGGCAACAUGGUGUCCCAAUUCAGAGAUUUCCUCAACACCUCGCCGCGGUUCCAGGAACUGAGAGAAAGCUUACCAUACCGAGCUGGCGGCAGCCGCAUCCGUGGUGCUGCAGCCAUAAGGUCCCGAGUUGUGGCCAACUAUCUCAACAACGCCGAAGGCGAAACCUUUGACGACGACAUGGCCGAUGAAGAAAACGACUUUGAGGUUCUCGACGGAAGUGACAUGAUUGUCGACGUUCAGAUUCAAAACCCGCAGCAACCCGGCGACGCUGCGGCUGGCCCGAGCGAUGCCGCCGCCCUGCCCCCAACUACGCAAUCCAUUCCCGUUCCACCUCGGGCACCAGACACCAGCCAGCACCCUUUUGCUGCCCCCAAUCACACGAACCCGGCACUCCACCCCCUCGAAUACCAACAGGUGGCUGCAACGGGGCCACUGUCGUUUUCAAGCCUCCCUACGAACCAGCCAGCGUCGGGUCCGCCACUCAGCGCGAGUUCCGGCACGCGAGCUAGCGUAGCCAGCCUGUUGACGCAGCCGAGAAAUCCGCAAGGGGCCUCCUCGACCACUCCAUGGCUUGUCAAUGGCGCCAGCACUGCUCCGAUGCAUCAACAAGCCGAUGACUCGGUGAACCAAUAA